UGCAGCUACGGACGAGUGGAUGACUGAAUGAAUGAAGUCAACUGAAGUCACGUACAGUACACUCAGGCAUGAAAUGCAGUGCAGCAUGGCAUGUGGGCAGCAGCUGGUCUGCGUGGUCUGUGAUACGAUACAGGGGUCGGAUAAGAUAAACACACGCAUACAGCCCACGGAGGACAUGCGUUCAUUGCUCACACAGACAGACAGACACGCUGCACAUAUCUGCCUGUGCCUUCGCGCUCGCACCCCACCCACCCCCCGCCCACCAACCAACUCGCUCCAAAGGCAAAAUACCCACCCAAAAUGACUUAAAGCCUCAACCCAACAGCUGAUCCUGCAAACAUGGUGAAUCGCACAAACGGCCAAAGAGAAGCCAUCGGUUGUCCGUUUCUCACGCACAUCGACCGUGUGUUCUGCUCACCUUGAAGACGAACACCUUGUAGGAGUAGUAGGGAGAGGAGGCCAAGCCAAGACCAACCAGCAGCAGCGGCACCACCGGACUCUUGGCCUGAAUCACACACACACGCCAUGGCAAUGAACACCGCCCAUGCACUCUUAAACAGAACGCUCACCCCUCUGAGCCUCGAGAGCCCCGCAAUCAGGGUGAAGUAGCCUCCCGUUGCCCCCAGUGCAUAGCCCAUCGGCGUGUAGUCGGUGUACUGGAUCACAUAGGAAGACGCCGCAAACACCGUGCCCAGAGUGCAUGACGCUGACAUCAACACCCAUACCCACACAAACACAUGUGACGAGAGAGAAGGAAACCCCUCCCAGCAGCCAUUCAAUGCCUCCCUUGCAGCUGCGCCUCCCACCUGCCAGCGAUUUGAGGGAGCCUGCUGUGGCAUAGGCCACUCCACCGGCGCCAAAUAAGACGGCAGCGCACGAUGUCGCCUGCAUGAAACAGCGAAAGCAGCAGAUUCAAUGAAGCGAUUCCGCCGGCAGUCCAAUGCUCUUACGAUGUGAUGGGACAUCGCGAAGCGCGGAAGGGCAGAUCCG
Messenger RNA from Vitrella brassicaformis, 990 nucleotides. The record is from the annotation of a GenBank genome assembly. NCBI's taxonomy places the organism in Eukaryota, Vitrellaceae.